This is a messenger RNA of Callorhinchus milii (elephant shark), 946 nucleotides long. RefSeq names its product serine palmitoyltransferase, small subunit A (gene sptssa). Bases 117 to 320 code for a protein of 67 amino acids. The record is from RefSeq and is a predicted model, not a curated record. Gene Ontology annotation, molecular function: serine C-palmitoyltransferase activity. The transcript has 3 exons. Gene Ontology annotation, biological process: ceramide biosynthetic process. Gene Ontology annotation, cellular component: serine palmitoyltransferase complex. NCBI's taxonomy places the organism in Eukaryota, Metazoa, Chordata, Chondrichthyes, Chimaeriformes, Callorhinchidae.
GAGGGCACUUUUCCAGCCGGAAGAACAGGUUGCAGAGGUUGCGGCUCUGGGCGAGACGUCGGGCGGAGGGAGUGGCGGGGCAGAUCCUGGAGGACACAGAAGCCAGUCCAGCGAUCAUGGCGCUAGGAACAGCGUGGAAACGCAUGUCCUGGCUUUAUUACCAAUAUAUCCUGGUCACGGCGCUCUACAUGCUGGAACCCUGGGAGAGGACCAUAUUCAAUUUUCUAUUGGUAUCUAUUGUUGGGAUGGCUGUCUACACAGGUUAUGUGUUCAUGCCUCAGCACAUUAUGGCAAUCUUGCACUACUUUGAGGUUGUCUAGUGACUACCUUAAAGCUUUGAAUGUGGACCACUAGCUCAAGAGAGUAAAGGAAGAUUCUUAUUCAGUGACCGGUUACUUCUCCAUCAGUCAGCGUUGGAAAAGAUUCAACCACAUUGAUUAUACAACUGGAUGAUUGAAGAAUGAAAAUAGAGCAUCUUUCACAGUUUUGUAUUUAUUGUUUUAAUUUGUACUCUUCCAGUGAAAACGGUAUCUGUCCUUGUUUGCUAAAUGCCUCUGGUGAUUUAUUUAUUGAUGUCAGUACCUGGAUCACCUUCUUUAACAGUAUCAAUGUAACACUACAAAUGCAUAAAUUUUUAAACGUUUUAGUUGGUGUGAAGCAUUCCAUCAAAUGAAAACUUAUAAGUUAAUAAGUACAUUUAGAACUUGAGCAUUGAAAUAAGACGUUGAGCAUUGAAAUAACCCGUCAAAGUAUGAUAAGAAAACUUCAUUUUUUUGAAAUACUUUACUGAUUUUUUGGCAAUUGAGGAUCUGUGAUUGGAAUUUCCUACAAGAGAUGCAUAUUUUGAAUAUGAUUUAAGAUGUGAUAUUUGCCCCCCUGUAAGACUUGUACAGCACCCAAAUGAUAUUUCUCUAACAUUGAUGCUAAAUAUAAAAUAGUUAACUUC